CAAAGACGCAGCGCAACACGCCGUGUCGCUGUCUGAAAUGAGCAAUGGACACGCCGGGCUGAAGCUUCACUGGAGGCCGGCGUCCUGCCUCUUUGCGCUGUUCCAGGGGGCGCUGAGCUCCAGUCUGGUGGGCCCGGGCGCUGUUGGCUCCUUUCAGGGCGGCGGCGGCGGCCGGCGCUUCGCUGGGUAUGCUCAGGUCACUGAGCCACCAGUGGGCUUCUUCAUCGGUGGCUCGAGUAUCAGAGGCCUAAAUGGCUUGUACUCCCGGGAGCAGCACGUGCCCGGCGGCUUCAGUCACUCCUUCACCUUCUCGUACCGACAUGACUACACUGGGUGGCGUCUAUGUUUGGUGGGGGCAUCUGACAGCGUGCGGCGCAGCACUGGGAGGCAGACUGAGUGGGUUUUAAUCGACCCGGACAAGGCCGACCGUUUGCGCCACGACGGGGACCAGUUGAUCCCCGGCAGCGGGCGCAGGUGGAGCCACGUGCACCGCACCAAGGACACAGAGCCCAACCUGAAGGCCGGCAGCGCGGUGGCGCAGGCUGUUGAGGAUGAUGAUGACGAAUUGCCCUGGCAAGUCGUCGGCGUGGGGGCGCAGGAAAUGCUGGAAAGGCUGAAGCGGUACUUUAACUUCUACAAGCACGAGGUCCAAGCCGCCAUCUCAGGGCGGAACUUGCCAGCGCUGCCGCUGGGAGGGAAGGGCCUGGAGACUGGGCCGCCAGAUGGCUUUAGCUUGCCCAGCGCAGUUCAAGCCGCCGAAGCUUCGGAAGCCGACGGCACCGACGCUUGCUUGGAAGGACCCGCCAGCCUGGAGAACGUGGAGGCGGAGCUGCCCAUGGCCGACAGCCCCUGGGCCUCGGCGGUGCUGGAGCUGCGCAGGGCCAGGUGCCACCGGCGACAGCGGAAGUUGGAGGAGUCCGAGGCGGCGAUCGGCGCGGCGCUGUCGCUCUUUCCUCGCUUCGCAGCUGCCAUGGAAGAGCAGGGCAAGCUCCGGAUAGAUCAAGGCCGUUAUCAGCAAGCCAUUCACUCGUUUGAGACCCUCUUGCAUAUCGACAGACGAACCUGGCCCUCAUUGGCUGAUUGGCUAGUGCGCGUUCACACGCUCAAGCGGCGUCAAGAAUCAGACGUUCUGGCAGAGAAGGCCGAAGUGGUGGCAGAAGGACGAACAUCGCAGUGCCUGGCUUGGCGUCAAACUGGAGGCUGCUCCCCAACGGGCGUGCUGGAGCCAUCAGCAGACAAGCCAUGCACGGCGGCGAUUGUGAAUGGCAACUCAGGGUUCUGCCAAUGUACCCCACUAGGCGCCAGAGGGGCUUCCGGCUCCGCUGCAGAGAGUACCUGCGACGACCAUGUGCCCUUCACCUGCGCGCAGAAGUGCGCGGAGCGGCAGCAGGCCGAGUCCGGGCAGCGCCCGAAACUCUCAGAGGAGGAAGCGCGACUAGCAGCCGAGGUGGCCAAAGUGGCGGAAGCAACGCCCUGCUCGCUCUUGCGAGGAGGCCAUGUGCCGGAGUGGUGCCACUCGGACCACUACCGCGUCCUGGGUCUCCGCUGCGAUUUCGCGGCCACCGAAGAAAGCGAGGAGCUGAAGCGGGCCUACAAGCGCCGGAGCUUGCAAUACCAUCCAGACAAGCCGGGAGGUUCCGCCUUGGCCUUCCAGCGAGUUGCCGAUGCUCACCAGGUGCUGUUGGAUCCAUCGAAGCGGCGCGCCUUCGACGAAGGUUCGGACUUUCCUCGAAAGAGGCAACAGGAUGGAUCUGAAGGAGAAACUCACAAAGAGGAGGUGGAGAAGAAGUAUUUCCCGGACCGCUUCGACUUCCAGCCCUUUGGGGAUCCACAUUCUGACCGCCGGGAGGCGAAGGCCAGGCAAGACAAACUGCUGGAGCGCAGACGGCAAGAAGCUUUGGCCCGGGGGGCACGCGCGGAGCUUUAGCUUUGCAGCCGCCGCGCGCUCCGCUGGCAGCUGUGGUGUCAUCUCCGGAGCAAAGGCUGAGGAUGGCUGAGGCCUUGUAGAAAGCCGCUCCUUUCUGGGGCUGUUUCCAAUGCUUUCCAGAGACGUUCCGAAUGCGCCAGACCAAAAAGUGACAAAGUG
Molecule: messenger RNA, 2086 nt
Organism: Effrenium voratum
Lineage: Eukaryota; Dinophyceae; Suessiales; Symbiodiniaceae
Source: the annotation of a GenBank genome assembly